Vespa mandarinia (Asian giant hornet) is the source of this 7695-nucleotide messenger RNA. It is a transcript of the gene kibra, whose product is annotated as WW and C2 domain containing protein kibra. Gene Ontology annotation, molecular function: molecular adaptor activity; kinase binding. The record is from RefSeq and is a predicted model, not a curated record. Gene Ontology annotation, cellular component: cytoplasm. Gene Ontology annotation, biological process: regulation of hippo signaling; negative regulation of organ growth; cell migration. NCBI's taxonomy places the organism in Eukaryota, Metazoa, Arthropoda, Insecta, Hymenoptera, Vespidae.
GAGGUGGGGCAGGGGCAGAGAAGGGAAGAAGAGCGAGUACGGUGAAAUGUGCUUCGCGGCGGCCCCUUGGAAGCUGGUGAUAGCGGCGCGCAUCGCUUAAAGCAGGUCGCGAAUUCUCGAUGCCGCUGGCGGCUACCGCCGGUCUACACUGCUGUGAAACUCGCUUCGCGUCGUCCCGUCUUGACGUCGCGUAAAAGUCAACGGAUUCAUCCGAAGAACAUUCAUUCUGUCGAGAGAUAGACUUUUAUUCUCUCUCUCUCUCUCUCUCUCUCUCUCUCUCUCUUUUUCUCACUGUCUGUCUGUCUUUUUCUGUCUCACUUUUUUUUUACUGUCAAUCAAUCUGUUUGUAUUUGUCUGUCUGCCUGUCUAUCUGUCUAUCUGUCUAUUUCUCUCUCUCUCUCUCUCUCUCUCUCUCUCUCUUUCUCUCGCUCGCUUGCUCACUCUCGUACACUCUCUCUUUGAUUCUCGUGUGCAUACAUUCGGGCAAUGAUACGCGCAUGCUCCUCGUAUGACGAGGGUCGCAUUGAUGAAACGCAAGAGGAUGGGAUAUUCUUCGUUUAAUUAAAAAGUGUGUUCGAAUAGCGCGGCGUGUCCCGGCACCGGUUCACGACUACUAUGUGCUACGUUGACCUCGUUGUUUUGACACUAUUAUCUUCGUGCGAAAAGUCAUAAGGCGAGGAGAAAGAAAAGAAAGGAAGGGAGGAAGGUCAAGAAGAAAGAGAAAAAAGAAGAAGAGGAGGAAGAAGAAGAAGAAAAAGAAGAAGAGGAGAAGGAGGAAGAAGAAAAAGAGGAAGAGGAGAGUCAAAGAGCGUAAGGGAGAGUCAAAGAGACUCGUACGCGAAGGAGGAUGACGCACUGCUGCCACACCGCCCUUUCUUCUUUAGCCGUCGUCUCCGUCAUCGUCUCCGUCGGCUUCAUUGCCACCGGUAUCGUCGUCAUCGCCAUCAUCGCCUCCGCGUUCAAACCGUGGACUCGUGCUUAAAGACGUGCGUGAGUGAGUGCGUCGUACGUCGUACGUAGUGCAUGCGUGCAUGCGUGCGUGCGUGCGUGCGUGCGUGCUCGCUCGCUUUCAGUCACGAAUAAUAAUAAUAACAAUAAUAACAAUAAUAAUAGUAAGAGGAAGAAGAAGAAGAAGAAGAAGAGGAAGAAGAAGAAGAGAAGAAGAAGAAGAGGAAGAAGAAGAAGAAGAAGAAACAGAAGAAGAAGAAGAGAAGAAGAAGAGAACGAAGAAGGUGACGAAGAGAAACGCAGUGUCCGGCCGGCCCCGUACAUAUUACGAUCGAUGCGCCGAGCGGAGGCGCGCACGCGCGCGCUCCGAUAAAUCAUACAAACUAUUGCGCGAGAAGGAGAGAACGGUAUCGGUGCCUCGGUGAUCAAACCGACAGAGACCCGAAUAUCGUCGUCUUAGUUUUGCAAUCGGGUUGUCGUUUCUUUUUUCUCUCUCCUUUUUGUCCCUCCUCCCCACUUUUUUCUCCUUUCUUUUUUUCUUUCUUUAAAAGAAGAAAAAAUAAAAAAAAAGAAAAAGGGAGAACUCUUAAGGAUUCGGAGGGAACUCACUGGCCGCCGGCAGCCGGCCGGCUGCGCUCUAAAGAGCGCUGGAAUUCCGCUCGAAAGGAAUCCGAAGGCGGAGACUUUUGACGUCACUUGGCUCAUGAUAAUGAAGUAUUCAUGAUGGCGGAGUAGCAAGGAAUAUAUACAUAGUGCACGUGCGCGUUCGGUCCUCGUGUUUUUCUCUCUCUCUCUCUCACUCACUCACUCACUCUCUCCCUAUCUAUCUGUCUAUCUAUCUUUCUCUUAUUUUCUGUGUUGGUGUGAGUGCCUCCGAUCGUCCUCAUCGCCAUACGACGUCGUCGUUCUCCUCGUCGCAGACCGAGCGCGUAUCGCCGUCUACGUCGCGCUUCGCCGACGAGCAACGAGUCGCUCUUCCCCCACUUCGAGUGCUCGUACUCGCGGCGAACUACCGAGUGGCCGUACCCCCCACUCCACAUUUCGUUUUCGUUGUUGCCGCCGUCGCCGCAGCCGUCGCUGCCGUUGCCGCUGUCGCUGCUGCUGUCGCUGCUGCCGUCGCGUCGCAUCGCGUCGCAUCGCGUCGUCGCCGUCGUCGUUGCUGUCGUCGUCGUCGUCGUCGUCGUCGUCGUCGCGCGACCGGCCGCUUGCGGCUCCCCCCCCCUUCGACAGUUUGCUCUUUCCCCACCCUAGCUCGUCAUCUACCACCCUACCACCCUACUACGCUACACCCUCUCCGUCUCCCUCUCUUCCACCCCCUUCCCUCUCUCUCUACUUCCCUCCCUCCCAAUCCCUCUCUCUCGUUCUAUCUCUCUCUCUUUCUUUCUCUCCGCGUCGCGCCGUCGUCGCAGCGGCGUAUAUGUGUGCGCGCGCCUCUUUCGAGCGUGUGCUCGCGCGCGCACGGAGAUAUGCGCCCGUCGACCGCCGCCGCUCGGUGAUAGAGAGUUUUGGAUGGAUUUAGAGCGCAGUGAAAUAUGCCAAGGAGACGGAAUGGGGAGAUACCGCUACCGGAAGGGUGGGACGUCGCGCAGGAUUUCGACGGGAAGGUUUACUUCAUCGAUCACAACACAAGGAAGACUACGUGGAUCGAUCCUAGGGACAGAUUUACAAAGCCGCAAACAUUCGCCGAUUGUAUCGGAAACGAGCUCCCUCUUGGCUGGGAAGAGGCCUAUGACAAACACGUGGGUGCUUACUACAUCAAUCAUGUCAAUCAAACAACUCAACUCGAGGAUCCGCGGCAGGAAUGGCGGGCAAUACAAGAGGCCAUGCUACGGGAAUACCUUCAAACAGCGCAGGACGUUCUCGAGGCAAAGAAGGAGAUUUACGACGUGAAGCAACAGAGGCUGUGUCUGGCUCAAGAUGAGUACAAUCACCUCAACAACGCUCUAACGACGCUUGGUGCAUCGCGUACCAGCUUAUGUUCCAGCUCGAGUUCGUUGAGCACCAAGUACGAUCCAGAUCUACUGAAAUCCGAUGUCGCGCUCGCGAGGAGCCGAGUGUCCCGGCUUAAACGAGAACUCGAACAAAUUCGAGCGGAGAUGAACUGCACGCAACGAGGAGUCGACACACUUGCUAGCGUUGAACAAAAGUUGAGCGGUCAUCAUGGAGGUUGUUACAAUAUUACGGAAGCUCAGGCGAUCAUGACAGAGCUACGUAAUAUUCAAAAGUCUUUGAGUUCCGGUGAAAAAGAAAAGGCCGAAUUGAUGCAAUCAUUGGCACAAUUAAAAGACGAGUUAACGAGGCUGCAACUCUGUGAGGGUAGCCCGGAGGCUAGUACUCUGAGUUUACCACAGGAAAAGCUCAGUACCGCCUCUCAAACAGAUCUUUCCGGCGAAUUGGUGCCAAUUGGUACGAGGCUUGCCGAAAUGGCAAGAAUGAGGCUACAGUACGACGAGGCGAGGAAGAGGAUACAACAUAUUCAACAGCAGCUGGCCGAUCUUGAAGAGAAAGUGACUCCUGGUCAGACAGAAAGCGACAAGGACAAGUUGCUACUCUUUCAGGAGAAGGAACAGUUGCUGAGAGAGUUACGUAGUAUAACUCCAAGGACGAGGACUCAACAGGACAUGAAAAAGAUACAGUGCGAGAUACGACGUCUCGAACAAGAUCUUAAUAACGCCCUAGAAUUGUCAAACAAAACGAUCACGGACAGGGUGAGAUUGCAUGAAGAAAAACAAAUGUUGCUUCAACAGCUGAGAGACGCUUUGCGUUCGAUGGCGAUGUUGGAGGGACAAUUAAAGAGUCUCAGUGCUAGUACGCUAUCCGUGAGCAGUAGUUCGAGUCUCGGUAGCCUUAGUACGACGAGUAGUAAAGGAUCUCUCAGUUCUGGACUUAGUUUCACCGAUAUUUACGGUGGACCACAGUGCUUGGGAUCCGUCAGCUCGCAACAAGAUCGACCAGUUGAUAUGGUUGAUUUACAUAGGCGUGUCGAACGAUUACUGAGAGGCUCGGAACAGAACAAUCACGUUAGUACACCUUCUCCGGGUAGAUCUCAACCCAGUCUUUCGCCACGGUCGAGUCUUUCGAGCGUUAGUCCACCGGUUUCGCCCCUUUACGAAAAUGCUCCUAUGGGUCCACCGCCUGCAUACGAGCAAGUGGAACUACAGAGGAGACAACAGAGGUCAGUUUUAUCAUCGAGUGUUCCUUCCUGUGCUCAUUUGGAUGGUAGUCAACUCGAGGAUAGAUUGGCCGAACUCAGGCUAAGUCAGCAACAAAGCACGUCUCAAGAGCAGGCUGCUCUUCCUCCUCAUGAUCGCCUCAAACUCGUCGUUGGUCCCCAUCCUCCCGUCGAAUUACAAUCAGGCAACAUGUCCCAAGGUAGCGGCCUAGGUAGGCCUGCUGCAACCCUUCCUGGAUGUACCAUGCAAUUACAAGAACCACCACCUUUAUCGCCUAUCAGCGAGACACCACCACCUACGGGUAUACGUUCUAGGGCUAGUAGUUCUGGCACGAAUACCAGAUCCGUUUCUGCUGCUGUUUCCGACGAAAGCGUUGCCGGUGAUUCAGGUGUCUUCGAGGCAUCGAAUCGUCGAAGGCUUUCUGGAUUAAUCGGAGAUGUCGAUCCUCUUAUAUCUGGUGAAAUGAGUUUAGAAACGGCCCAAGUACAGAUUAAACUUAGGUACUCAAUGAGCGAUGGCCUCCUUCAUAUUGGCAUCGAACGUGCACGAAAUCUGGCUGCCCUUUUUAUACCGAACAAUGCACAAGUAUAUAUAAAGGCGGCGUUAUUGCCAAUGCAACCACCUGUUAAUCAAAUGUGUUGUACAAAAGCAGUGACGGAUCUUCGAAAGCCAACAUUCGGCGAAACUUUUCCGGUCGCUGUUCCUUUGAACAAGCUCUAUACAAAGACGCUGCAGGUAAAUGUUUGGUGCAGCGGCAACGAGUUUGAGGAGUGCUUGGGGUCCGCCCAAGUCUCGCUUGCAGACUUCAGUCCAGAGUCGCCGAGCGUAAAAUGGUACAACAUACUUUCCUUUCGCUUCAUGCAACCGUCCGAUAGUCCUAGUACCAGUACUGGUAAUAGUGCUUCAACUAGUAUAGCGAAACAGGCUAAGCACGACAAACAGGAGUCAGAUAUUUCGGUUUAUCGUGGAACACAAAAUACCAAGGAAGAAAGUAGCGACGAAAGUACUAUCAUUAGUUCUCAAACGUCGACGUUGACGAGAAAUCAAGGUUGCGAUGAACUCCAAACCGCUGUAUCUUUGAGGCUAGAAGAACUAGCAAAUUGUUUGGGUAGCCCGGAGGAAGAAGACGAGGACGGUGGUACUGACAGUGGCAGCGAAGACAGCGAAGAAGAAGGUAUCAUCGUGGAAUUCAUGAUGGAAGAUAACGUUCUGGAAGAUGUUUUAGAGCAUGAGGAGGAAGAAGAGCUUAACGAAGAAACAAGACGGACUCAGGAUAAAGAGACCAACACAGAAUGUAUUUUUAUUCCGGAACAAGGCAAACAGAGAAAACUUUCGGCAGCUGGCAUGGUACCGGGUGCUAUUCACGAUGAUAAGAAUUCUAUCGUGAUAAAGAGAAGUCAAACAUUUUCACCGAGUGCUGCUGUCAGCAAGAAUCAUUACAUCUGUCGUCUCAAUCGAAGCGAUAGCGACAGUAGCAUGCCACUCUAUCGUAGAGGUGGACCCUUUCAACGAAAUUCUGUAGAAAGGCGUUCAUUACGUUGGAGGCGACCAUCGUCGGCUUUAAGUUGUAAAACAACCUCAAAGAAGUCCAGUCACUUGCCUCCAACCGCCAGGACCUCAUUAGAUCUCGAGUUAGAUCUUCAAGCGCAACACGCCAGGCUGAACAAUCUUCAGGACGAACUUAGUAGGUUGCGAGAAUUAAAACAACGUUUGGAACAAGCACGCGAGAAGGGUGAUACGGAUCUGGCUAGUUGGUUAUUGGAAGAUCACAAGUUCCAAAAUCUAAUGGCACAAGCUGAAAAUGGUAGGAACGGAAAGAGUGCGGAAGAUAAGAAGGUAGAGAAGAUGUUGAAGAAAACGUCGAAGGAAAUAUAUAAGUUGAGAAAGACAAAGGCCGGGAAAGGGAAGCCCGACAUUAUAUCUUUUAAAGAAAAAAUGGCAUUCUUUACACGUGUUAAUGUGAACGUUCCUGCUCUCCCACCAGACGAUUUACAUCCAGAAAGUUCAAUGAUGUCCACAGAUACGUGCUCGAUAUUGCACAGGAGAUACAUGUCCGAACCAGUAAGCAGUGAAAGUGUCUCAGACAUGUCCAUGCGAUUGAACAUUGGUAACACAAUCGCUAUGAGAAGCAGUGCUAGUGCCAUGGGUAACGAUACUAGUGCCGGUGUCGUAGGUUUGACAGAGGAUCGUUUGGCAAACGGUGGCACCACGAACAAAAGCGUCAAUUCGAAAGGGCGGCCGAGCGAUCAUAGCUCGCGUGCCACGGAGAAUGGUCAGAAAGAAGACUCGAAAGGCUCCGAGGAUAAUGGCAACGGGGAGCCAAAGAGAUAUGAGUAUGUUGUUGAUAGGGUUCUCGGCGUCGAAGUUUAACGUUCAGCCAUCUUUUUAUUUUUUUUUCUUCUUCUUUAUUUGUACCUUGAUCUUAAAAUGUGUUCACUGUCCAAUGAUCACGAUGAGAUUAUCAUUAUACAUAUUAAUAAUUCACGUUAUUUUUCUCACAAAUUGUGAUCCAAGGUAUGUUAACCAUUUCUAGCCCUUAAAUGGAUAGUGAACGCGUUAAGUAUCGAUAGGACGAAUUUUCUAUUAGUCUCGAUUUGGCCAGCGCCAAUGCGUUAACAUUUAAAACAUCGUUAUGCGAACGUUAAUGCGUAAAAGCGACGAUGGCGAGAAUUUUUAGGGAAAGUUGAUAUUCUGUUUUUUUUUUUGCGUUCAAUCGAUCUUAGGUGCCAUGCGAGAGAAUAGUUUGUAAAGGGUCAUAAAAAGGUAAUUUUAUUUAUUUUUUUAUUAUCUUAUUUUUCUUUUUGUUUUGUUUUUCUUUUUCUACUCACAUAUCUCGUUACCGUCGCUUAAAACUUUGACCCGAUUGCCGGCGCUCAUCAACGUUUUCUUUUUGUUUUGUUUUUUUUUGUUUUUUUUUUUUUUUGUUUUCACACGGGCCGAUUUGCGGAGUAGAAGGAAUGUGUUUAACUUAGAAAAAGCGUUCUGUGUGUAUAUAUAUAUAUGCGAGACAAUUAUAAGUUAUUUAAACGACGAGAUUCGCCGAUAUAAAUCUAUAAUUUAAUUUGUUAAAUUGAUUCGCGUUUUUUUCGCGUUCUUUCUUUCUUUCUUUCUUUCUUUCUUUCUUUCUUUUUUUUCCUUCUUCUUCUUCUUCUUCUCCUUCUUCUCUCUUUCUCUAUUUUUUUUUGUUUCUUUUUUAUUUCUUUUUGGCUGUUAUUCCGUUCGUUUUCUCUGCGAAUCAGAGCACACGACCCACCGAGCGCAGCUGGUCUGCGAUUUGAAAAAAAAAAAAAGUUAGUAAUUAAAAAUAAAAAUGAAAUUGAAAGAUUAUGCCCUGGUUGGCUGAACUUCGCUUUGACUCUCGGCACUGCCAUUUUCGUAACGUUGUUGUAUUUGUUUUUAUUAAAGCGGUUAUUUCAGAGUCUCGAUAGAAAGACUCAACGACAAAAAGUGCCUUUUAAAAUAAACGUACGCACCGCUCAAAAUGUAUAAUUUAUUUUUUUUCUUUUUUAUCGUUUACCACUGACCGUUCUCCAACAAAAAAAAAAAAAAUAAAAAAAAGAAAAAAAAACAAAAA